AUGUCUUACCUCGCUAAGCAUCUUCAAUGCAUAUCUCGCCCCGCGUUCCUUGAAGCUGCAACGGAAGAAAAGUGUCGAAUUACAUUGCUAUGUCCCCAUUUAGAGAAACACUCACGAAUUGGAUACGCUCUGCCCCUUCUGACUCUCUUCUCGUUUUUCUUUCCUCCCCAUUCUUACUCCCUUCUAUCUUUGCUCUCUCUUCUCGUUUUCCUUUCUCUUAUUCUCUUUCUCUCAUCUCUUUCUCCAUUUUCUCUUUCCCCUCUCUCGUGUCCUUCUCUCUCUUUCUUCGCUCUUUCUUCUCACUCUCUCUCUCCACUCUUUUUUCUCUCUCUUUCUCCCUUAUGUCGUUCCUCUUUCUUCACUUUUUCCCUUCUCUCUAUCUUUCUCCCUUCUCUCUCUUCUUUUUUCUCCAUUUAUUCUCUCCCUCUCCUCUGUCUUACCCUUUUCCUUUUCUUCUCUCCCUUCUCUCUUUUCUUCUCUCUCUCUCUCUCCCUUCUCUCUUACUUCUCGUUCUCUCUCCUAUCUUCCUCCUCUCUUUUUCUCUUCCUCCCUUCUCACCUUUUCUCUCAUUUUCCCUUCGCUCUUUCAUAUUUCUUCUUCAUUCCCUCUUUCCUAUCACGUUCUUCUCUUUAUCCCUUCUCUCUUUCUUCUCUCUUUCUUUGUACGUUCUCUCUUUCCUCUCUCUCUCUCCCCUUUCAGUCUUUCUUCUCUCUCCAUUUUCUCUCUUCUUUUCUCCCCUCUUUCUUUUCUCUCUCUUCUCUUUCCUCUUUCACCCUUUCUUUCUCUCCCUACUUUCUCCCUUCUAUCUUUCUCCCUUUUCUUUUUCUUCUCUUUCUCAAUCUCACUCCUCAUUUUUUUAAGAAAAAUUGUCUUAAAUAA
Messenger RNA from Acanthosepion pharaonis, 879 nucleotides. The record is from the annotation of a GenBank genome assembly. Lineage: Eukaryota; Metazoa; Mollusca; Cephalopoda; Sepiida; Sepiidae.